AGAAUCUAGCUUACUUACUGGACGUAAAAAACAAGCAUGACUCACUUGUAGCAGUAAACACAUGGUAGAAAAACAUAGAAUGACUUACUUGUAGCGGUAAAAACGUGGUAGAAAAAUCGAAUCUGGAAUAAAAUGACUUACGCAGUAAAAACGUGGUGCACUAUCGUGGUUCCUAUUAGUGCCGCCCCACGUAGUGUACAUAGUAAAAAUUAUGCAGUAGUCAACGUGAAGCUUAUGUCUGACAACUGUGUGUGUACAAAACAUCUAGCUACCAAUCCCACGGGAUCUUCU
Messenger RNA from Geodia barretti, 291 nucleotides. NCBI's taxonomy places the organism in Eukaryota, Metazoa, Porifera, Demospongiae, Tetractinellida, Geodiidae. The record is from the annotation of a GenBank genome assembly.